CAUCAGUAGCAAGGCAUCUAUUGUAGCAUUUGCUCACCAUGAAGAUCACCGUGGUACUCGUACUUCUCGCCACCUUCCUCGGCUGUGUGAUGAUCCACGAGUCGGAGGCGUCCACAACCACCACGUCCACCUCCGCCUCGGCCACUACCACUACUUCCGCUUCGGCGACCACCACUACUUCCGCUUCGGCCACCACCACCACUUCCGCUUCGGCCACCACAACAACAGCCUCACCUUCCUCGAGCUCAAAAAAGAAGACUGUCACUCACUAUAAGCGAAAGGUCAAGAGGCCAAAGAAGGUCAGGAAAAUCACAAGGAGAAGGGGUCUCAGGAGCCGCAAUGGUCGCAGAUCCGAUGAAUGAAAGAUCCACAGGACCAAUAGGAAAUCCACUCCAAUCCCAAUGCUGAACCCAAUGACAACCAUAGCACUUAACUUUUGAAUAGUUUAUAAUGAAAUAGCAAUAUUGUUCGUUUAUAAGGCAAAUAUAUAAAUCAAUGAAAUAGUAUUUCUCAUGUUGAAUUU
Messenger RNA from Drosophila melanogaster (fruit fly), 523 nucleotides. It is a transcript of the gene ng1, whose product is annotated as new glue 1. Gene Ontology annotation, cellular component: extracellular region. Bases 39 to 362 code for a protein of 107 amino acids. The transcript has a single exon. NCBI's taxonomy places the organism in Eukaryota, Metazoa, Arthropoda, Insecta, Diptera, Drosophilidae. The record is from RefSeq and is marked reviewed.